Ilyonectria robusta is the source of this 1857-nucleotide messenger RNA. RefSeq lists its product as uncharacterized. Lineage: Eukaryota; Fungi; Ascomycota; Sordariomycetes; Hypocreales; Nectriaceae. Bases 390 to 1775 code for a protein of 461 amino acids. The transcript has a single exon. The record is from RefSeq and is a predicted model, not a curated record.
UUUCCCGGCGCUCACGCACACCCCCGGGAAUUUUACCUUAUUCUCCCUUUUGUGUGCUCGUCCCGGACUGAGAAAACUCUUACCUGUCCCCAAGUCUGAGUCACUGCCGCACUGCUGCGCGAAGAGCCCUUUACUCCUUAUAUACUUGUUGCCCCCAUCUGCGCUUGUCGCCCUACCACUGGCAAUCUUUGGCUCGCGUCACUCCCGCUCCCACCCCUCCUUGAGGCCUGCCCAACCGCCCCUCGCAAUUCGUCCGCGCCGCCUCACUUCUGCCAGACCACGCCGUCGUUGGGCAGCUCUGCAUCACAGUCUUGGGAAAACACCGAAUCACCAGUAAACACAACAUCGUCGCAUACUUUCGUGCGGGCAACCGUUCGCAGCUUGUUGCCAUGCCGCUGCACCAGAGGUCCUCUGUCGCCUCCGGCAGCAAGAGGACAAGCACCGCCGGCCACUCUAGCUCAUCCUACGGCCGGCUUGUCCCGCAUUCUUCCGCUGAUAGGGCCCACGAAGUUGACGAGUUCGACUAUGAAUAUGGCUACGACUCCAAGCUCCUCGAUGACUUGAACAAGGCCAACGCUGCACUCAACAAGAUCAGCGCCGACAAGGACAAACUCAAGGCCGCCCUUGAUGCUGCCAACCGCAAACUCAAUGACAACGUCGUCUCCUACCGCGAGCUCAAGGCCCAGCUUGAGGGCACCCGCUCUGAGGCGGAAGUCCUCAAGGAGGAUACCCGCACCCUCAAGGAAGAGAACCGCACCCUUAAGGAGGAGACCCGCAACGCUAAGGAGGAAAUCCGCACACUGAAGGAAGAGAACGUUGCUUUGAAGGAGGAGAACCGCACCGUCAAGGAGGAAAGCCGGACUACCAAGGAAGAGAGUCGCACUUUCAAGGACGAGAUUCGCGCAUUCAAGGAGGACAACCGCACCCUUAAGGACGACAACCGUGACCUUAAGGAGGAGACCCAUGACCUCAAGGAUGAAUCCCGCCGCCUCGCCGCUGACAACCAGCGCCUCACUUCCGAGAAAGAGCGCCUUGAAUUUGAGCGCCUUGACUUUGAGCAUCGCCUCAUUGGCCUCAGGGCCAAGCAUGAGAACCUCACCAUGCGCUUCGACGCCCUCAACGGCCAGGCCCCUCCAUCUGCCAUGACCAGCCCUAUGACCACUCCCCCUAUGACCGUCGCCAUCCCGGAACGUCCCAUCCCGGAGCGUACCAAGACAUCCUCGUCGCGCCCCUCUAGCAAGGCGUCGAGCAAGACUUCGAGCAAGUCGUCGAGCAAGUCGGCCACCUCAUCCUCUAGUAAGAAGGAGCCUCGUGAGCCUCGUGAGCCUCGUGAGCCUCGUGAGCCCCGUGAGCCCCGUGAGGACCGCCAUCGUGACCGUGACCGUGAUGAGCGACACCGCGAGCGUGAAGACCGUCCCCGCAACCGUGGUGACAAGGAAAAGUCCGACGCCAAGGCUGAUAAGGAGCGCUUGUCGAAGCGGUUCGACGAGAGACCCUCCAACGGGACUCGUGGUCCCGCCAGCUUCAUUGAAGGAUGGGGACCUUCAGGUUGGUAUCCGACGUACCCCCCGGUUCGUGACAUUGAGGCUUACACGCAUGUGCCAACAGGACGCAUGCAGGCUCCCGCUCCUGCACAAUCCCACAAGGGCGCAUACUCUAACGUGCCUCGUACACCCAAUGUCGCCACUUCCGGACAUUUCAGCAGCGAUAGCAGUGCCUUUGAUGAUGAGAUGUACGAGGAUGGUGCUUACCACCCGUACCCCAUCGCCAAUUAACUUGCUUCACCUCACCGACCUGCAUUUUCGCAAUCCGAAUGAUUGUUGAGCAAUCUCGGCUGUGCGUUUGGCCUCUUUGAGG